Syngnathus acus (greater pipefish) is the source of this 725-nucleotide messenger RNA. RefSeq names its product antioxidant 1 copper chaperone (gene atox1). The record is from RefSeq and is a predicted model, not a curated record. Gene Ontology annotation, cellular component: cytosol. The transcript has 4 exons. NCBI's taxonomy places the organism in Eukaryota, Metazoa, Chordata, Actinopteri, Syngnathiformes, Syngnathidae. Gene Ontology annotation, biological process: copper ion transport. Gene Ontology annotation, molecular function: metal ion binding; copper chaperone activity. Bases 143 to 349 code for a protein of 68 amino acids.
AACUAACCGGAACCUUUUGCUCAAUCAUUGGUUGUUGUUAGCUUGACUAGUCAACCAGAGUUAGGUGGUGGUUUGUUUGUUUGUGUUUUGUCACUCGGUGGUAAAAGUGAUUUUUUUUGGGACACGCCACAAAAUCAUAAACAUGCCCAAACACGAGUUUGUAGUGGCUAUGACGUGUGAAGGAUGUUCGGGUGCCGUCAGCCGAAUCCUCAACAGGUUGGAAGAUGUCAAGUUUGAAAUCGACCUCCCGAAUCAGCUGGUGUGGAUCGAGUCAGACAAGGACGCCGACGUUCUGCUGGAGACGCUAAAGAAGUGCGGCAAACAAGUCACCUACAAGGGCACUAAAUAAAAACAGACGAAGGUUUUGCGGUGGUGCCAAAUGAAGGAACGAGCUUCAAUCAUGGACGUUGUAGGAGCAACUCUCAAGAGUUUGUCUUUGUUGCCGACAUUCUUUCUUUAAUUUAAAGAACAAUAAUUUUUUCUUGCACACCUUCAUGCAUUCCGCGCUAAAGCAGUCAGUCGUUAUAUCCAGAUUUUUUUUAAACAUUUUUUUAUCACUUCUACAAUUUAUGAUCUGAUUGCUCGGUUUGAGUUCUUAUUGAACAGCUAACACUAAAAAAAAAAAGAAAAACAAAUUUACACAUUUUUGUAGCAAGGAAAAAUGAAUUCCAUGUCCUACUUGUGAAUUGUACGAUAUGAACGCAAUAAAAUUAAAAAUGCUCUAA